UUUCGCUCAAUCAUCGAAGUGGUGGACGACUUCCGUACGAUAGCGUUGGGCCAAAUGCGUGUCCACUACCGGUCUUACAUGGAGUCGGGCCAACUCGGCCGCGUGGAACUGUUGCCCAUAUCGUGGCACCAGGCACUGCACGGCGACGAGACCGGCAUCGAUGACCGGUUACGGCAGAUCACCCUGGACAGUAUACCCAAGUUGAGGCACUUUUCCAACGAUACCAUUUUGGACGCCCUGUUCUAUACGAGUCCCGUCUAUUGUCAGACCAUUGUGGACAGUGUGGCCCGCGAGAUGAACCGGCUGUUUGACCUGUUUUGUACACGAAACCCGAACUUUUGCGGAACGGUAGCCCUCGGCGGCCACAGUCUCGGCUCACUAAUCGUAUUCGACAUACUGGCCCACCAACCGGUGGACAACUGCCCGCCACAACCGGCCACACACGACACCGCAGCCAAUGCGGACUCAAUACACACGCAAACAACACCACCACUGACUACAAGACCGACGCAAACAGUAGACAACAGCCCCACUGGUGGUCAGACGCUGGGCUUCCCAGCCAUAAACUACCCGACCCUCGCGUUCAAGCCAUCAGCCCUGUUCGCCAUGGGCUCACCGUUGCCUAUGUUUCUCACCGUACGGGGCGUUCAUUGCCUGUCACCCGACUACCGGCUGCCCACCUGUCCGGCCGUCUACAACAUCUUCCACCCGUACGACCCCAUAGCCUACCGACUCGAGCCGAUGAUAUACCGCGCGUUCAAAGACAUUAAGCCGGUGCUCGUACCGCACCAUAAGGGCCGCAAACGUAUGCACCUGGAGUUGAGGGACAGUAUCGCGCGGGUUGGCACCGACAUUAAGAAUCGUAUCUACGAUGGCCUGCGGUAUACGUGGUCUACGAUCAAUGAGUUCGCUCGAGCGCACCGCCCGCUGAUACCCACUCCCGGCGCCGACAAUAGCGAUACUGACGGCGCGUACGGUCUGGACGGCGACGGCAGCAGUCAAACGAUCGACGGCCUGUCGGAGGAGACACCGGCCGCGGAACAGGCGCUCAGCGCCGGUGCGCUCAACUCCGGUCGUCGUAUCGAUUAUGUGCUACAGGAGUCACCGGUGGAAGCGUUUAAUGAGUAUUUGUUUGCGAUGGCAGCGCACGCCUGCUAUUGGCAGUCGGAGGACACUGCGCUGUUGAUACUGCGGGAACUGUACGGCCAGUUAGGCUACUAUACCGACGCGAACGCUGGUCAGGGCGGGUAUCCCAGCGCCGGUACUCUCGAUACGUUUGGUAUCGCAACGAGCGCUUCCGUACAGAGUUUUGAUGGUUUACUACAUCAACAACAACAACAACCUCUGCCAUCGAUGGCUGUGCCCUCACAGCCGCCGCCACCGCAGCCGGGGUUCGCACCCGGAGUGACCGCCGGCCACACGUUUGACGCCCCGGAGCUCCAGUUUAUUAGCCAUUGA
Molecule: messenger RNA, 1458 nt
Organism: Medioppia subpectinata
Lineage: Eukaryota; Metazoa; Arthropoda; Arachnida; Sarcoptiformes; Oppiidae
Source: the annotation of a GenBank genome assembly